CAUCUUGCAGCUCCUCUUUCUGCGCGAUAGGCGCUCGACUAGCAGGGGCUGCCUGUUGAGAUGCGCCCCCUCGAUCACAGGAAACACUCAGACGAAGUAUUUGGAGGCAAACGUUUUCCUAAUAAAUGUCAGCAAAGGACAGACGGGGGUUUAGCAAAUACUUACCGACAGGAGGAAGAGCAUGUUUGUUUGUCAGAGGCCAUCAAGACAUCACGGUUAAGGUUUAUGCGUCACUCCAAAUAACAUUUUCUCACGUGUCACUUAGUUAAAUAGGGUGCGACACACUUGAGUUUUGAGUAAUGUCAGUCACAAUAGUUUUAAUGAGAAACAUUUUACGCUUACGUGUUAGCAAUUAAGAUAAGACAACAAAACUAACGUGACGUUUUUUUUUGUGGGACUUGAAUGCAUCUUCGUAUCGAUGAAUCUCCGCUCGAUAAAAUGACAGACAACAGUUUCCACCAAUCAGAGACCGUCUGUCCUGCCCCAUGGAAAGUGCUGCUUUUCGACCAAUGGUAACCGUCGCAUUGAAGCACGUGCCGAUUUCGCGGCAAAAAGAUUUCGCGCGAAAACUGUCCGAGUCUUGUUUAGAUGUAGAUCAGCUGGGACAAUAACAACAAUAACAGCCGUUAACGGGGUCGGAACGGCGCUUUUAUAAAUGGACCGCGCCCGGUGUGAGCAACCGACGGACUGGCGGCUGCUGUUUUAAAGAAACGCUUUUAUUUCACCGGUUUAUUCCUUACAUUUCCAGUUUUGUCCGACUGCUUCCUGCGUGCCCCAACAAAACGAGGGGGAUAAAGAAUUUCGGCUAGUAACUCAGCUAGCAUGCUAAUCCGCCCUAUAUUUUCAUAUGUAACGAUAUCGCGUUAUACUCCGCUGAGCUAACUGUCGCUUCAUCACGUGUACUCCCAAAAAUGCGUUUGGACUUGUGGUGAUGUGGUUUGCGUCGCAGAUAUUUUAUUUCGAUAGCUCACUUCUGGAGUGCUGCUAUAAAGUUUUAAUAGCCAUUUAACAGACUCCCGUCUGAGGUGUAAGGAUACAUUAUGUUUUGUUGACUUAAAUAGCUAGUUUGUGGGCUGCACUUGGUUGUUUGUGAACUUGUGUCGGUCUUUGUUGUGAGGACACGAGCUAGCUGUGUUAGCAGGGCUGGUCGUUGUGUUAAGGGCAGUGUGGCCAGGCCUCGCGGCUCUACUGUCACGUUACUGACAGGAGAGAUGAAAACAAAAGACUAGCUUGCUAGCUCGCUAACCCGCAGCGUUUACAGCAGCCACGGCCGAAUUCGCGACUCUUUCUUUGCUAACAUAUCAGCGGCUGAGCCCCGAGGCUUCGAGCUGGAAUGUUUUGGUGUUUAGCAAUAGUCUUUUAUUGGCCAAAUUUCCUGUUUGGCAGAACAUCCUGUGCUGCCGUUUCACCACCAGCCCAAUAUUGUUUUUUCAGCAGUUAGCUUACAAUAGGUUAUCAUUUACGUUUAAGUGAUAUUGUUGUUUAUAAUGCAUUUGUAGCUUUUUUUAAAAUUUAUUUUAUAAGCAAUAAGAUGUACAAUAGGGAAGGGGUAACUUUUUAAAGACAUGUCCAAGCUGCCUGUAAACGCCUGCAAACAAACUUUCAAACGGUUUCAUCAUUGUUCCUUAAAUUCACGGACUACAGCAAAUCCAAGUGGGUGUUGAUACUCAAACUUGCAGCACCUCAGCUCGCCCCUGAAGUCCAGUGAAGAGGGUUACCCCGGGGACACACCGCAAUGUCAGAGACUCUGAUAACAGGGCAGACAUCGGAGGAUCUGUUGGCUGACUUUGAGACUCUGCUGAACUCUGGGGGCAUCGACCUGAGCGAGAACCACCAGAUAGUGAUCAUCACCAGCCCCAGCAAUGAGGGACUCAACCCGGCCGUCGCCCCCACCAGCACGGGGGAGAUCCUGCUGUUCGCCACGCCGCAGGGCCCUGUCGACGUGGGGACCCAGGACAAGAGACGACCAGCUCUGGGAAGACCUCCGGUAAAGAGGAAGUUGGACCUGGACAGUGACCAUCAGUACGUCAGCACAACUCGACCGUCCAUAGGCCAAGCACCACCCUCCACACCUGCUCCUCCCAGAGUUCCUCGAACCACGACGGAGAAGUCCCGCUACGACACCUCCUUGAACCUGACCACCAAGCGCUUUCUGAACCUGUUGUCCCAGUCGGCUGACGGCGUGGUGGAUCUGAACUGGGCCUCGCAGGUCUUGGACGUCCAGAAGAGACGCAUCUACGACAUCACCAAUGUCCUGGAGGGAAUUCAGCUCAUCUCCAAGAAGUCCAAGAACAACAUCCAAUGGCUUGGUAAUCGCGUUGAUGCGGCGUUGGUUUCCCGCCAUAAGGAGUUGCAAAGAGAGGUGUGUGACCUCACAGACGCUGAGGAGCAGCUGGACGAGCUCAUUUCCAAAUGCAACCUACAGCUCCGACUGCUCACAGAGGACCCGCCGAACAAGAAGCUGGGCUACGUGCGCUGCCAGGACUUGAAGAAGUCCUUCGAUUCCCCGGACCAGCUGGUCAUGGUGAUCAGAGCGCCACCAGAGACCCAGAUGCAAGUUUCAGAACCCAGCAAGGGUUACCAGGUGUCGCUGAAGAGCACACGUGGUGCGAUUGACGUCUUCCUCUGUCCAGAGGACAGCUCCGGCGUCUGCAGCCCCGUGACAGGAAGCAGUCCCUCCAGUCCCGAUGCCGACCCAUCCCUGGUCCCGCCUCCCACACAACCCACGGACCAGUCGCAAGCCAGAACCUCUGCAGCGGAGCUAGACGAGGGUUCGUCGUCGCCAGCGUCCAUGUCCUCCACCGUGACGGCAGCCUCCCGGCAGGACCCCUCAUCACUGGUGUUAGGUGGCGACGCAGAAUCGCUGCUGGGAGGGGACCCGUUCUCCGGCCUCGGAGACAUGCCCGAUUUCGACCUCUCGCCCCUCUCCUCCUCGGACUUCCUGAAUGCAGAUGGCAUUCCUCUCCCACUGGACGGUUUCAUCAACCUGUCCCCCCCUCACAGUCACGACUACCACUUUGGACUGGAGGACCACGAGGGCAUCAGUGAACUGUUUGACUGUGACUUUGGCGACCUAUCGCAGGUUUUGGGGGACGGUUAGAUGCGGGAGGAGAGGAGGAGCACGUGGGCCUCUAGAUUUAGGACUCAUCCCCAGCUCCCUGGGCCUUCCAGAAGAGGGCUGGACAUCGACAUUUUAACGGCAAAUAUCUGUCGAAAGUCCAAACUUAAUGUUUUAAUUGUGCGGUUGUGGGGGGGGAAAUGAUUUGUGUGUCAAUUGCCUGUCAUCCUCAAAAUUCCAAAAUCUGUUCCCCAAAUUGUACAGCACAUUAUCACCAGUUAUCUUUGGCCGUUUAAACUCUUGGCAAAGACUUUAGCUUUAGCAUAGCUAUUUAAAUUAUUUAUAUGAAUGUUAUUUUGAUAACUUUGUACGUGCGUUGUUUUGUUUUUUUGUCGUUUGUUAUUGAUAAUCUUUAAUCCAGGUGGACUGUGCAGGUGUUUGGACUCAUAGGGCUGGUUUCCUUAACACAGAUUAGCCUACAUCCGAUCCAUGCGGCUGGUUUUUGUGACGUCUCGGUCUGAACAGGAAAGGUUCGCAUCCCGCUGCCGAAGCUGGUUCUGUGAAACCAGCAUUUUGAGACGGGGAAGUUUCAGGGGGGGGGGGGGGCUGUUUCAAAAGCGUCUUGUAGCUGUGCUGCAGUUUCAC
This is a messenger RNA of Anarrhichthys ocellatus (wolf-eel), 3703 nucleotides long. RefSeq names its product E2F transcription factor 1 (gene e2f1). Gene Ontology annotation, cellular component: Rb-E2F complex. Gene Ontology annotation, molecular function: RNA polymerase II cis-regulatory region sequence-specific DNA binding; protein dimerization activity; DNA-binding transcription factor activity, RNA polymerase II-specific. Gene Ontology annotation, biological process: regulation of transcription by RNA polymerase II. The record is from RefSeq and is a predicted model, not a curated record. The transcript is spliced from 7 exons. NCBI's taxonomy places the organism in Eukaryota, Metazoa, Chordata, Actinopteri, Perciformes, Anarhichadidae. The coding region runs from base 1736 to 3100 and encodes 454 amino acids.